This is a messenger RNA of Dunckerocampus dactyliophorus (ringed pipefish), 5864 nucleotides long. It is a transcript of the gene suco, whose product is annotated as SUN domain containing ossification factor. NCBI's taxonomy places the organism in Eukaryota, Metazoa, Chordata, Actinopteri, Syngnathiformes, Syngnathidae. Gene Ontology annotation, biological process: regulation of bone remodeling; protein folding in endoplasmic reticulum. Bases 208 to 4317 code for a protein of 1369 amino acids. The transcript is spliced from 24 exons. Gene Ontology annotation, cellular component: cytoplasm; membrane. The record is from RefSeq and is a predicted model, not a curated record.
CCAGCAGCUAGCCGUCAAUAGCAGUCUUCUUGAUAGCUAAAAGGGAACAAGGUCUACACAAUUUUAAUUAGCACACAUUGAAGGAUAGACCCCAGCUACAUUCGUUCAUUUAUACUUAAGGAGAGGUUUAUUUUAUUUCUGCUGUUUUCGCGAAGCCUUAAAAAGAAGCCCCCAAAGAGCGAGGAUGUUGGUCCCCGCGGGAAGAUAAUGAAGAGGCUGCGUGUUGUGUUGGUGUGCCUCAUUGUAGCUCUCCUGUGCUGGUACCCCAUUCAUCAUGCCUAUUGUUCAGAGCACAGCUUGUCUGGCCCCAGGCAGCCUGCUGGAGACAGGAACGACCCUGACGACCACAAGCAGGAACAGGACUCCACAAAACUCCAGGAGGUGGAAGAAUGGACGACACACACCUCCCACGCUGUGGGACUAGAGGCCGAGAGAGCAGUACACGAUAUAACACUAGGUCAUCAACAACAGACUGUGACUCCACAUGGAGCAGUGGAAGAGGAAAAAGAAAGGAACGCACACUUAGAGUCUGUUACACUACCUGUCGCUCCUGAGCCAGAGCCCUCAUCAUAUCCGGUUUUUGAUUCGGACCUGCAGUUAGACACCCAAGUCCAGCAUGAGGACCGGGACCAGGAAGCUCUAGUUUUCUCUACCCUACAGUCAGUUUUAGCAUCCCCAGAUCCCCCUCCUGCCCCCAAGCUCCUUGACACUGACACCGCUGCUGCUGCAUCCUUGCAUGAAGCCGACAACACACCUACCUCACAGAGUGCUGGUCCAACUCCCACAGAUGCAGUGUGGGUUGCCAGUGCAGGAGAUGAGCCCCCAGCAGACAGCUUUGUCUUUGCUGAGCACUCUGACUCGCAGUGCAGGGUCAUUCCCGCCAAACUGGCAACCUGUGAAAACACCCUUUUUGGCAGCCCCCUCCUCAGCGAUGACAAGGCUGACCCAGAGGACCAACAGUCUGACCAGAGCUGUGGUUCCAGUCCUGACACAGUGGCUCAGUCUGCACCAGGCUGUGUGGAGCAGGAAGAGGAAAAGGAGGAGGAGGAGGAGGCGGGACAGGCUGACAAGGAACAGGACAACAAUCUGCAGGCCUCCGAGCACCAAGAUCAGCUGGUGGGGCAAGCUGCUCCUGACCGAGAUUUUGAUCCCUCGGUCCCCAGCAAAGACGACUUCCCGCCAUUUAGCAAGUGGAUGGAGCAGACAAGUCUCCACGCCACCACUAGCGGCAGCAUCCAGCCAGUGAAGAAGAUCCAGAAAAACUUCAAGAAUAAUUACGCUUCGGUGGAGUGCGGUGCUAAGAUACUGUCUGCAAACAACGAGGCCAAGAGCAGUUCCGCUAUUCUCAUGGAGAAUAUGGACCUUUACAUGCUGAAUCCCUGCAGCAACAAAAUCUGGUUUGUGAUUGAGCUCUGUGAGUCCAUACAAGUUAAGCAGCUGGACAUUGCAAACUUUGAGCUCUUCUCAUCCACGCCUAAAGAUUUCCUGGUUUUCCUCAGUGACAGGUAUCCCACCAACAAGUGGGUGAAGCUAGGGACUUUCCACGCCCGUGAUGAGCGCACUGUUCAGAGCUUUCCACUAGAUGAGCAGCUUUAUGCAAAAUAUGUGAAGAUGUUCAUCAAGUACAUCAAGGUUGAGCUGCUUUCCCAUUUUGGGUCUGAGCACUUUUGUCCCCUCAGUCUUUUCAGGGUGUUUGGAACCAGUAUGGUGGAGGAAUAUGAGCAGAUUGAUUCCCAGUACCUUUCUGAAAGGCAGGAGUACUUGGAUGAAGACUAUGACUAUCCACCCGGCUACCAGCCAUCAGAAGACAAGGCCUCGAAGAACCUGCUUGGCUCUGCGACAAAUGCUAUCCUCAACAUGGUCAACAACAUUGCUGCUAAUGUGCUGGGUGGUAAACCUGAGCUGCAGGAAGCAGGAGCAGAGGCAGGAGGUAACGUGACAGCAGAGGUUACACCCACGCCAGCUGAAAUCGCUCAAGAAUCUUCUGUUCAAAAACCAGUAGAGCCAGAACACCCAACCACCCGCGACGACUCAAAUUCCUCCAGGGAUUCUUCAGCGUCGCCCUCCCUUGAAUCCCAAACAGACAGACAGAUUGUCACUCUUGUUGAAGAAGAGGAAGAUGAAGAAGAGCCCAGACAGUCGACUGUCACCCUGAUGGAGGAGGAGGGUGAGGAUGAAGAGGAGAAGCAAGAGGAGGAGGCAGCAGGCAGGAACCAGUGGGAGAGCCACUUGUACUGUCCUUUUUUGUCCCUGUCCUCGCUGUCCUUGUCCUGCAUGGCAACCCUGCCUGAGCUGCUCCACCGCUGGUGCUCUGCUGUGCUGGCCGAGGAACGACUUCGAAGACUUUAUGCACAAACACACCCCCAUAUAAAAGGCCCCACCCUCACAGACUCACCUCCACAGGUAUCCAAGCCUCCUUCCACACCCUCACAGGAGGUUCUUCCCUUCACUGAAACAGCUCCAGAGAUGGCGGUGCCUCCCCCGAGCCAAAGCGAGGUCACCUCCACACUGGACGUUGACGCCCACACCUCUCAAGCGCACACUCCACAGCUCGACUUCCUCUUGGAGCCGAGCAGAACCUCCACCCUUGAUCCUCAAAGCCUCUCUGACAUCAACAGUUCCCUGAUGCAGCCCACCCCCACCCACGAGUAUGUGCUGCCCUCUCCCAUCAAAGACGCAGCCCUGAAUCCUGUCCCAACUCCCCCACUCCAGACCACCACUCUCCUAGAGAUGAAGUUGAACAGCAUCAACCCCACCUUCAUCACAAACACAGACCAACAACUUGUAACCCAGAAGAUGGCUUCUCCAGAUGCUGCACUCCCCACGGCUAAGGAGCAACCUGUGCAAGCUCUUCCUACAGCCUCAAAGCCUGAAGACCUUGUCCACCCUCCCACAGAGCAACCGACAGCUCCACCACUGACAGACACUGAUGCAGUUAAGUUGGGGGUGGAAAGCAGGGACCCACAUAAAACUGAUUCUCAGGAGGAAGAGGCGGCUCCCCUCCCUCACAGCGGAGACCCCCAGGACACAGCGGAUGAGGACCUGCUAAGCACCACUGGGGCCGUGCUCCGCACUGCCACAGAUUUUUACGCAGAGCUGCAUAACAGCGGCGAUUACAACAGCCUGGCUGGAAAUGGGAACGUAGCAACGGUGCACGGCUCAAGCCAGAAGGAGAGCGUCUUCAUGAGGCUCAACAACAGGAUAAAAGCACUGGAGAUGAACAUGAGUCUGUCCAGCAGAUAUCUGGAGGAGCUCAGCCAGAGAUACCGCAAACAGAUGGAGGAGAUGCAGAGGGCAUUCAAUAAGACCAUCAUCAAGCUGCAAAACACAUCCCGCAUUGCUGAGGAGCAGGACCAGAAGCAGCAGGACUCCAUUCAGGGUCUGCAGAGUCAGCUCGAGAACGUCACCAAACUGAUGCUCAAUCUCACUCUUACCGUCAGCCAGCUUCAGAAAGAGGUAUCUGACCGCCAGAGCUACCUUGUGGUCUCUCUGGUUCUGUGCGUGUUUCUGGGCCUCCUCAUGUGCCUGCAGUGCUGCCGAAGCUCCUGUGCCGCCCCAAAAGCCGACACAGCUGCUCUUCCCAAGAGCAACAACUACCCCAGCCCCAAGAGAUGCUUCUCCUCCUAUGACGACAUGAGCCUCAAGCGCAGGGUGACCUGUCCUCUCGUUCGCUCCACGUCCUUCCACCUGUCCUCUACAGAAGUAGGUCCAGAUGACUUAUACAUUGUAGAACCUCUAAGGUUUUCUCCUGAGAAAAAGAAGAAACGCUGCAAAGCAAAAUCUUUGGACAAAGUGGAAACUCUGAAGGCGUCCGACCCGACAGCUCCCCCCACUAACGGUGAAAUCAAAUGCAACGGGUUCCACUCAUGCCUUCCACUCCCUACCCUUCUUCCUCCUCCACCGCCACCACCACUGCCUCCUCCUCCUCCUCCUCCGCCUCCUCCUCCUCCUCUGGUGGAAACGCCAUCAUUGCCCCCCCGCCCCUUUAAGGAGCUCCCCUCAGAGACCAAUAGCUGCAGCUCCUCCACCCACUCCGAAGAGUCCUUCACCAGCCGCCUCCCACCUCCCUCGCCCGUCUUCUCCUUGGCGGGCCUGUGCAAUGGCCACGAGCUUCCCUUUGGGCCGCCGCCGCCCUCCAAGUCCCGCCAGGAAAGGCGCUUGAGCAAAAGGCGGAAGUCGCGGCAGACGGACCUGCCCUUCCCACCGAUGCCGGAGGAGCAAGUGCCGUCGCUGCCCAGCCUGCAGCAGCUGAUGAAGGGAAGCAAGCAGAUUAGUGUGGGGACCAUUAGGGUGACUGCUGUCAGCGGACACGUCUGAGCACCCACUCACGUCAGCUACACAAAAACACUACUUUAACAUGGUAGCAGGCAGCGUUGCAUACACAACAUUCAUCCCAAAGAACCACAUUUCCCAUGAGCACCCAGGACACUGUGUCUUGUCCGCAUCCACUCCCUUUCAAAGACCUUUUAAUGCUUACGUGCCUUUAUGACCAUUGAACUUUUUUUAAUGUUUGUGUGGUCAAGGUGUGUUAUUUGUUGUAGAUGAGCACAUAACGUAGUUCCUCCUACAAGAGCAUCCACAAAGUAUUCACACAUGUGGGAGGCGCAUUACAAUCUGUUGUUUUUUUUUUUUCUUCUCAUUCUUCCUCCUAUCACUUUGAUGACUCUGGGGACCAGUUUUUUUGUAUCUCCAUCUCUGUCAGUCUACUCCUGAGCAGCCGAAUGAAGAAAAAACAGCUAAUGUUUCAUUUUAAACGUUUUAAUUAACUACUACAGCAGCAGCGUUUGAGAUCAUCUUCACUCGCAUCUUUAUUGAGGCACCGCAUGCACAGAUAUGCAAGAUCCGUUUUAUUUAUCUAUUUAUUUCUGUAGAAUUUUUUUUUUUUUUUUUUAGUUAGGCACUGGCUGGCCAGUCUCCGCCUCCUGCAGUUUCUGGGUCAUAGAACUUACAGGAAAGCAUUCACUUACUGGUACUGACGCACAGUGUAUAACGGAUGGCUAAGUAUGGGAGCGGUCACAUUACCCAACGAGAUGGAUCGUUAGGAUCUUCAUGCUGCUGCUGCUGCUUUCUGAUUGGUGGAAAAGGAGCUUAAGGUAAUGCUUCUCCCUUUAUCUCAGCUUCUUUUUUGGUGUUUGUUGCAUUGUCAGCAGUAGUGUCCAUUUGCAUAGUCUGACAAGGCUUAUCUUUUUUUGUGUAUUUUGUUUUUUAAACAUAUGUAUUUUCUGAUAGGCUGGGUGUUUAUUCUGACAGAGACUUGGAACCAUACACGCCCUCCCUCACUACUCCAUCACAGGGUCUACUUUAUCUUCUUUACAUCCACCGAGGUCCUCUCUGACCAACUUUGCACGAUUUUUCCCCCUACUGUGAAGAAGGAUCUUUAGCGUGUCUCCCAUCGUUCUGUGUGUUCCCUCACAUGUGUUUUGUUCAUUGUUCAAAAAGGGAACACGGCAAAGAUGGUGGUUUGGAAACACUAUAAAUAUGGAUUGUGUGUGUUCCCCAAGUGUUUUUCAAUCUUUGACAUGUUUGUAUGUGUGUUCAUAUUAGGAGAUUAUUUUUUCAUUUUUACCCUCAUAAAACGUCAUGUCCAAUAUCUGUUAACUAAUCCAGUUAACAGAGGUCACUCUCGCCCUGUAGGGAUCCUACAAGCUCUCAUUAAAUGACUCCUCAUGCCUUUUUUUAUUAUUUUUUUCUACCUUUUUAAACAAAGUGCUAUAUUUUCUUUCUUUCUCUCUCCCCUUUUCUUUCUGUGAUUCUCUGAAUGGCUGCACAGUAUUUUGUUUGUUUUUAGCAGGAAUGUGUUACUACAACAAUGUAGGGCCAUCUAGAAACUGUGAAUUUUUAAAUAAAACUUUUGUUGUCUUUCA